Messenger RNA from Antechinus flavipes (yellow-footed antechinus), 3453 nucleotides. RefSeq names its product R3H domain and coiled-coil containing 1 like (gene R3HCC1L). The transcript has 8 exons. The coding region runs from base 511 to 2859 and encodes 782 amino acids. NCBI's taxonomy places the organism in Eukaryota, Metazoa, Chordata, Mammalia, Dasyuromorphia, Dasyuridae. The record is from RefSeq and is a predicted model, not a curated record.
CCACGCUAGGGGAGCUCCCCAUCUAAUAGGGGCGACAUGCAAAUGACUCCGUGCAAACAAGACAUGUAGGGGAUAAUAAGAGAAAUAUAGCGGACAGAAAGCGCCAGUUUUUAGGGGCUCCUACUAAAGGUUUCUUGUAGAAGGCGAGAUUUUAGGGUGUUUCAUGCCUCGUCUCGGGAAAAUUUUUUUUCGCCGCCUCCUCUACAGGGACUACAAUUCCCAGCAGGCUUUGCGGAGAUUAGGGGGCGGGGACAAGGGACAGAGCCAGGGCCUGGGCCCGGCGCGCGCGACAGCAGCUAGAGCGGAAGCGCGCGCUGGCGGAGGAGCCUAUGGAAGCGACGAAGAUGGCUGGCGCCGCCGGGUAUCAAUAUUGGUGAAUAAAAAGAAACUACCAAGAUUUUCCUCCUUUUUCUUUGGAAAAUUUGUGUAAUUUUUUCCCAUCUUCAUACACAGUCCCUCUUCUGCCCUUCUCAUCAAAAAUAAAUGCUAAUAUUUGAUUGAGGUAGCAUCAUGCAGUCUGAUGUUGAGAAAUGCAGACCUCGGGCCAGAAAGCCAGAUAUGGCCCUUUAUGUACCCAAAGCUCGAAGAGGUUCAGUACUUCCUUUAUCAAAUCAUCAGGAAAUGAGUUAUAGUCACCUGAAUGCCAUAGUGAAGCAAGGGCAAGAAGAAAGUCAGGUGCCCUCGAAGAAUGAUGUCUUCAGAGCUAGUUCUGAACUUCAGAGACCUAUUAGUAAUCCUAGCAGACAAGAGCACAAAGCCAGGGAUGGAAAGAGACCUAAUUCAAAAUCAAAAAAAGGUACAUACUUCAAAGAAAGAAACAGAGGAAAAUUCCAUGCUCAAAAGGGAACUGUAGAGUCCAAAGAAAUGUUCAACAAAAAUCAACAAAAGAUCCUAAAUCCUAGUAGUUUUUCCAAAGUACCUUCACAAAUACAUUUUAAACCAAAGAAAGAAGAGAAAUUUAUGGAUUCCAAAAGCAAUGAUAUGACAGUACCGCAAGGACUACUUAUUUCACAAUAUAGUACGGAAACCUGUGAGACUCAGACUUCAAGUAUACCAUUCCAAAGUGUGAAAUUAUGUGAUUUCAGAAAGGAAGAACUAAAUGGGAUGAGUUAUACAGAAGAAGACUUGAAAAACAGUGUUAAUGCUGAUUGUAAGGUAGUAGAGAUGGUGUCUACUUCUCAGUUUUCAGAUGAUCUGGUAGGUUGCAAUUCUAUUUUGAAUCCUGACCAUGUGCUAGCAUCCACACAGCUAGACUCAUCUUUUGAAAUUGUGCAAGAAAUCAUCUGUACAACAGGUGACACAUUGAAGCUCAGUACUGCUAUUCAGGAGAGCCCAAAGAGUAUCAUCGAUCAAGCAUGCAUGGCCGUUGAACCUAAGAAUGUCAGUGACCUAACUGAUCCAGUGUUCCUCAGCAAUGCAGCUGGCAUCUUGGAUCAGACAAGUAUGGAUAGCGUGUCUGAGGUUGGGGAUUCUGGCCACAUGCACACAGUCAGCAUAUUAGAGAAUGCCAGUGACGUUAUGGAUCCACCUUACAUGAGCAGAGAGACUGAGAAGAAGGGUGACCCUGCUGAUGAAGCAUCCAUGUGCUAUGACCCUGAUAAUUUAAGUGACUUUGCUGAUGAAAUAUUUACAGGUAGGGAGCAACAGAAUGACAGUGACAACACUAGCCAAGCAUGUAUGAGCAUUACAGAUGGCAUAUCUGGUGAGACAUGUGUGGGCAGUACCUCGACAAUUGUGGGUGGAAUCACUGAACAGGCUUGUAGCAACAUCAAUAGUUUGCUAGACUGUAUGGGAAUAAGUACUUACAUAACCCCUCUUCUAGUGGCUAAUAGCGUGGAGUGUGAGAAUGAAAAUUCAAGUUGCUUGACAGUUUGUGCAGACAGUUACGCUGAAGAUAGUUCAUCCAGUUAUCAGGAGUCAAUGGGAGGACUAACAAAGGACUUGUCAGAGUAUACCUCUUUAAUACCUAUAAAGGAGGAAGCAUCCAGCAAUCAUGGUUCCUGUUUAGACUCUGAACUCUGUAUGUUAAAUAAGCCUGAAUUGCUUUCCAACAAGUCCUUGAACAGUGAUCUGGAUGGUGCAGAUGACAUCACAGAGUCUUUGAAUAAUCUAAGAACUGGUGAAGAGUUCAAAACAAUUGAGAAUGAUGCCCCUGGGAAAGUAGAAUAUACAGUAUCUUCAGAACAACAAUCAGAACUGAAAGCUCCUCAUCCUUCCUCCAAUUCUGAAAGUGCUUCUACAGAGGAAAGCUGGGAUUCUUUAUUUAAUGAUGAUGGAGACUGCCUGGAUCCACGACUUCUAGAAGAGUUACCGGGGAAUUCGAAGAACAGGAAGAGUCUCCAGGAACCUAGAUUUGAUUAUUACAACUAUGAAGCUCCUGAGCUUGACAUCAGCGAUUGUGAACUUCCUCAUGUCAUUGAAAUCUAUGACUUCCCUCAGGAAUUUCGCACUGAAGACCUCCUACGAGUCUUUUGCAGCUAUCAAAAGAAGGGAUUUGAUAUCAAAUGGGUGGAUGACACACAUGCUCUCGGAGUGUUCUCCAGUCCAAUUACAGCCCGCGACGCCCUGAGCAGUAAGCACAUGAUGGUGAAGAUCCGGCCGCUCUCUCAGGCCACAAGAGCAGCCAAGGCCAAAGCAAGAGCUUGUGCUGAGUUUCUCCAGCCCGCCAAGCCUCGCCCGGAGACCUCGGCGGCCCUGGCCCGGCGGUUAGUGAUCAGUGCCCUUGGGGUGCGGAGUCAGCGCACCAAAGCGGAGCGGGAUGCCGAGCUCAAGAAACUGCAGGAAGCCCGUGAAAGAAAGCGGUUGGAAGCGAAGCAAAGGGAGGACAUCUGGGAAGGCCGGGACCAGGCUGCUGUGUGAACAUCAUCCAGAGAAAGAGAUAAUUUCACGGAUUCAGAAGGCUCCAGGCUAGAAGACCUUACUGAGUUUCCUUUGUUUGUGAGCAAGGCAAAGACUAUGGGUCCAGAGAGAAAGUAAUCUGCUCCAUCGGGCAGUCGGCUUUCUGGAUCUGGAAGGAGCAGUUUGGGAUCACUCCAUAUGGAAAACAGGAGGAAGCAGCUCCAUCAACUGAGAAGGAACUUGGAAGUAGACUCCACUGGGCAAGAGAAGUCCUGGAUGUGUGAGCAAUCUACUUAGGAAGAGCCCGGCCAGCCUAGUGGCAGAGCACCCAAGGGAGCACAGGGCCCAGGUCGGAAGAGCCAGUGUUCCUCCAGCCAUGCUCAGGGAUCUGGAACCAGAAUUUUGGUGCCGGUUCUUUCUGAUGAUGGGCCAGAGUCCAGAGAGGGCCGACAGCAGCCCAUGUCACAGAUGUGUGGCCUCCAGAGUCUCAGCCUUGCCGAGAGCCUGCCUGUCUUGCGGCAGCCAGAGCUGUGUUUCAUGGCACGCCGUGCACCAGAGCCCGGGGAAACACUGGCAUCAUGGUGUAAUCGAGAUGCAUUAAAUCUUAUCUCCUGA